UACUUGGUUCUUAGAGCGAACACAUCGAACCCGCGGCAGAGUCAGAAACCAAAAAUUUAAAUCACAAAAAAUUCGAAAGCGGUUUGCAGCAAAAGAGAAAUACAUUUCCCGUACGAACCAAAGAUGCAAUUCAGGUGAAAAUUGUGUGCCAGGGAAAAUUUGUGCAUAUAGUUAUAUAGCGCCGUGAUCCAGAAGCUGCCAAAAGUGCAUCAAGUGCCUAAAAACAAUAAACCUUCAGUUAAAAAUCAAGGCGAGAAAGAUGGCAAGUGUUGAGUGCUGUGAGAAGUGCGGCCGGAGCAGCAGCCGAGUGCUCCUGCUGCAGCUGCUGAUACUGAUGGUGAUGCUGAUGUCCAUGUCCAGGGACUGUCAGGCGUCCCGCUUCAACCAUUCGGCCUUCAUGGACGGUGUCCAGUCGGUGGUGGUGAAUCCCUACAAUCGCACCAUCCUGAACAUGUUCGACCUGACCGAGGAGCAAAUACAGAGCAUUCAGAAUCGCAGCAAUCCCAACACCAAGGACGAGGCCACCCAGUCCUCCAAUCACCAAUAUCUGGAGCACGUCGCCUCGCAGCGUCUGAACGAGAUAUUCAAGCGGCUGCACAAGGCAAUUUCCAACGAGCCCAAUGUCAACAGGUCAGCCGAGAAAGCCGGCUACCCCAUCUGCAAUGCGGAGACGAGCAUCCCCAACUGGCAGCUGGCCAAUAACGUCACCCUGCAGUUUGCCAACAGCGUGUUCGACCACAACGGCGAUCGGCCCAGCAGUGCCCUCCUGCGUCUCUACAAGACGUAUCCCGGACAAAGUCCCAGCCAGAGCCAGAGCCAGGAGAGCACGGAUCAGCCCACGGCCACACUCUGCCCCGACCAGGCGGAGGUGGGUCCCCAGAUACGCGUGACCGUCUCCAUUGUGCACCAGCAGAAGAAGAAACGUAAGUUAGAGCGCAAGAAGCGCACCUGCAACACGACCAUGUUCAGCAGCAGCAUGACCGGAUGGGUGGAGAUCGACGUUAAGUGCGCCCUGGCCUACUGGGAGCAGCAGCAGCGCCAGCAACAGCAGCAGCAGCCCCAGCAGCUGAUACCCAGCGUUGUGGGGCUGCUUAUGAUUGAGGUCCAUGACGACGAGGAGAAUCCGUUGAAGCCGGGCCUCUACUUCGAGCCACCCACUUGCGAUCAGGCAGACCCUGCUGUCCCAUGGAACGCAUACGGAUCAAAGACGUUUGUGCCUUAUCUGGAAAGUCGGUCAAUGCCCAGAUACCCAAGGAUAGAUGUUGGCUUUAAUGUCAGCGCAUUGCUUUCGCCACAUAACUGCUUGAAGAGCGUAUACAGUAUCCCGAAGAGCAGGAGCCACAUCAGCCCCGCCGAAUCAACCACACCCAAUUCACAAACAAUGGACAAUUUGCUUGACGAGACCAGUGAGACGGAGAGCCAGCAGGAGCAGGAGCAGGAGCGAGAGCGGGAGCGGGAGCGGGAGCGAGACCGGGAACAGGUCCACCAGCAUCACAGACGCCAUCACCACAAUCACCAGCAGCAGCAUGCAUCCGAAUCCGAAUCGGAAUCCGCGGCGCCCCAGACCGAGGGCGAGGUGGAGGCCGAGGAACUGUUGGCCGCGGCAAGCAAUAGCGAGCCAAUGGAGCCGAUAUCCAACCAUCACCUGCAUCGGGUGCUCAACCAUCACCAUGCCACGCACCAUCAUCAUAGCGGUCGCCAUCACCACAAGCACCACCACUUGAUGGCCCACAAGCAGGAGUAGAUCGAUCGACUGCGUUAUCCUAGUGGCCCAACAUAUUCUGUCUCUCCCUCGCCCCACCCACCCCCACACACACACACACACAUACAUACAUACAUAUAUGCUGGUCUUAUUAUACAUAUGUUUUUUUUUGUUUUUUUCUGUUUGUAUUUGUAGGGCCAGUUGACUUAACUAGUUUUUAGUUCGCCGGUUUCCUAACCCAACAACCAUAGGCAUACGCAUAAGCGGCACCCGUGCAGGGUUAUACAUACAUACAUGCAUAUAUACAAUUAAUUAUAAUUAUAAUUUACAAUUCGUUCUAUGUUAAACAAAUUUUUUGGUCGAAAUUUGUAUUAUUAAUGGAUUAAAUCUCUCUUAUAUUAGGAGUCUGUGAUUUAGAUGUGGUUGAAUUUGCGAAUUUUUUGCUACAAUUGAAUUAAACAAAAAAUGUAUUGGAACACACACACACACACACACACACA
Molecule: messenger RNA, 2202 nt
Organism: Drosophila obscura
Lineage: Eukaryota; Metazoa; Arthropoda; Insecta; Diptera; Drosophilidae
Product: protein anachronism
Exons: 5
Coding region: 260-1744 (494 amino acids)
Source: RefSeq, a predicted model, not a curated record